GUGGUUGAGCUGGAAGAGGGAGGGGUGCACUUUGGCAGGUGGUGGCUGGCAGAAUGGCGGUUGUGGCUGCAGUUCGGGGGUCCCAAGGAGGGCGGCGCCUCUGGUUCGGGAUCCCUAGAAAGGUAAAUCUCGGCUGGCAUUCCUCAUCCUUUUCAUCAUCUUCAGUGCCAACAACCAAACUGUUCAUUGAUGGCAAGUUCGUUGAGUCCAAUAGUAAUGAAUGGAUUGAUAUCCACAACCCAGCCACAAAUGAAGUGGUUGGGCGUGUCCCAAAAGCCACGCAGAGUGAAAUGGAAGCAGCAGUGGCUUCAUGCAAAAAAUCUUUACCAAACUGGUCUCAGACAUCCAUUCUGAGUCGACAACAAAUCUUUCUGCGAUACCAACAGCUUAUCAAAGACAAUCUGAAAGAAAUUUCUAAACUGAUCACCUUGGAGCAAGGAAAGACUCUGGCUGAUGCUGAGGGAGAUGUGUUUCGAGGCCUCCAAGUCGUUGAGCAUGCUUGUAGUGUGACAUCCCUAAUCCUGGGCGAGACUCUUCCUUCCAUCACUAAAGACAUGGACACUUAUACCUAUCGUCUCCCUCUGGGAGUAUGUGCAGGCAUUGCACCUUUCAAUUUUCCAGCCAUGAUUCCUCUUUGGAUGUUUCCCAUGGCCAUGGUGUGUGGAAACACUUUUUUAAUGAAGCCUUCAGAGCGGGUGCCAGGAGCUCUCAUGUUCCUUGCCAAGUUGUUGCAGGAUGCUGGUGCCCCUGAUGGAACAUUGAACAUCAUCCAUGGGCAGCAUGAAGCUGUGAAUUUUAUUUGUGAUCAUCCUGCUAUUAAAGCCAUCAGCUUUGUAGGAUCUAAUCAGGCUGGAGAAUAUAUCUAUGAAAGGGGUUCCAAGCACGGCAAGAGAGUGCAAGCCAAUAUGGGAGCAAAGAACCAUGGAGUGGUGAUGCCUGAUGCCAAUAAAGAGAACACCCUUAAUCAACUGGUUGGAGCGGCUUUUGGUGCAGCUGGGCAACGUUGCAUGGCAUUAUCUACAGCAGUCCUGGUGGGGGAGGCUCAGAAAUGGCUGCCAGAACUGGUGGAGAGAGCAAAGAAUCUGCGAGUUAAUGCAGGAGACCAGCCUGGAGCAGAUCUAGGGCCCCUUAUCAGUCCGCAGGCCAAGGAUCGUGUCUGUCAACUGAUUGACAGUGGAAUAAAGGAAGGGGCUACUGUUCUCCUAGAUGGACGAAAGAUCAGAGUGAAAGGUUUUGAAAGUGGCAAUUUUGUUGGACCGACUAUCCUUGCAAAAGUUAAGCCAAACAUGACCUGCUAUAAGGAAGAAAUCUUUGGACCAGUUCUAGUGGUUCUGGAAGCAGACAGUCUGGAUGAAGCAAUUGAAAUAAUAAAUAAGAAUCCCUAUGGGAAUGGAACAGCAAUCUUCACCACUAAUGGCGCCACUGCUCGUAAAUUCUCCCAUUUAGUGGAUGUUGGGCAAAUUGGUGUGAAUGUUCCAAUUCCAGUGCCUCUGCCAAUGUUCUCCUUCACUGGAUCUCGUGGGUCCUUCAGAGGAGACACCAAUUUCUAUGGCAAACAGGGGAUUCAAUUCUAUACACAGCUGAAGACAAUUACUUCUCAGUGGAAAGAGGAAGAUGCGACAGUUGCCAAGCCUGCUGUAGUUAUGCCAACCAUGGGGAACUAAAGCAGCUUGUCAUACUUGCUUUUUGAAAGCAUUCUUUGCCUACUACAAUAUAUGCUAAUUUUGGAUGUUCCCUGCUGCCAUUGCUGUAAGACCUUUAUUACAAAUCAAAGUGGCAAUUUCUGUUAACACAAAAUUGGAAGUUCCCAGCAAUAUAUUGGAUAACUGUUACUUUUUUCUUGCAGAAGAAAUACUAUGUCAAUAACCAGGCAUUGGCUUCUUCUCUCCCAUCCAUGCAACACUGUUGAGAGUCCAAACUCUGUUUUCCAUGGAAUUUUAGUUUUUAAGAACCAAGUACUACAGUUGCUGCUUUUGAUCUAUUCACAGCUGACAAAUCCCCUUGCUGUAGGGCUCUGUUGCAACUCUUUUUCUCUCAAAAAAAAAAAACCCCCAAAACCUGCACAUCUCAGAAAAGGUCUCACAAUGGGACUGGACAGUCCAGUUUGGGGAAGCAAAGCUGACUGGCUCUUAACUCUAAUCAGUAGUUUUCAAGAAUUUCACACAGGAAAUAGCUGUUUCAAGCUCAUGUCAGUGAAAUCUCACCUUCAUUUGGAAUAUUAUUUCUAUCAUGUAUACAAACAGUAUGAUAACUUCAUUUUGACAUGAACAGAACUUCUACCUUUCACAGAAAUGUGCCUACAUUCUAUUCAUGCACUAACUAGUUUUGGAAGCAGAAUGUGUAAGAUCUUUGUUUCUGACUGUAGCAAGAUCAAUGUGGCAUUGGAAAAGCAGAAACAAUAUAUUUAAAUGGGUAAUUGUUUUUAUCAUCAUCACUUUAACUGGGAUAGUGCACACUCUAACACUUGUAAGAAAGUUUGUCAUCUUAUAUACAGAGGGCACAUACAACUCUUGACAUUGAAUUAUUGGAUUACACAGGAGAAGGUGGCAUGCACAGAUUAGCUAUUGAGGGUGCAGCCAUGGGUAUGAUGCAGGAUGAAAGAUAAAGUGAUACUACUUUUGGGAUUUACAGUGCUUUUUAGUUUAAAACUCACAUGAUGUUUUCUUGCACUCGAAAAAUAUGUUAAAUUUUGUUGUCUAAUCAAACAAACUGGACUCAUUUGACAUUCUGCCUUUUGUAAUGAGCAGGUGCUUAAAUAUAAUCAUCAUUAACCAAAUUGGUUAUUCAUCUGUAUACUAGAAGGCCUCACAUUGUUAAUCAUGAAUAAAUUCCUAUUAAAUGCAAA
Molecule: messenger RNA, 2845 nt
Organism: Varanus komodoensis (Komodo dragon)
Lineage: Eukaryota; Metazoa; Chordata; Lepidosauria; Squamata; Varanidae
Gene: ALDH6A1
Product: aldehyde dehydrogenase 6 family member A1
Exons: 12
Coding region: 54-1664 (536 amino acids)
Biological process (GO): thymine catabolic process; L-valine catabolic process
Cellular component (GO): mitochondrion
Molecular function (GO): malonate-semialdehyde dehydrogenase (acetylating, [NAD(P)+]) activity; methylmalonate-semialdehyde dehydrogenase (acylating, NAD+) activity
Source: RefSeq, a predicted model, not a curated record